AUUCUUAUUACUAACCAUUUUCCUUAUAUUAGAAGUGGGCGGAGCAACACUUGAUAUACCGGCGCAACAAGUAACUCGACUGGCAAUGGCAUUGAUCGGUUUCGGAACGUACGCGCUUUGUACAGCUUGGGGGUGAAAGUGUAUCGCUACGUAACGACUUACAUUAAAUCUUCGACCUCGAAAUAAAAACAUUAUUUAAAGACUGGUGAAGUAUUACCUACUUCUUUUUAUUUUCAUCAACUUUUAAUAUUGUAACCAAUGUAAUGGUGCAAGUGAGGCGGGUAAUUCUUAAACUUUUUAAUGGUUAUGAUUAGCUUUGAUGAUUAUUGUUUUGCUUUUGUUUGUAAUUUUAGUCAUUGAGAAAGCUUGUUGAUUUUAGCGGUAAAUGGUAAUGUAAAAAUUAUCAAUGAAUAUUGAAUAAACUGUUUAUAUUAUAUGAUAGCAGUUUUGACAAUUGACAUCUGAAUACUGCUGAAUACUUGCAAGUUGCAAGAGAUUCUUUUAAAAGUUUCCAACCAGAGUAAAAAAUAAAUUGGAAAAUUUUGAAUAUCUAUUUAGUUGUAGGUUUUCUUUUGCUUUAGAAUUUGUACUUGAAAUAUCAAUUUAUAAGCGUAUAAUAACACCAAAUUACGAUGGUAAACUUAAAGAAUAUUAUGACCCCCAAGAUGUACGAUGUUAUAGAAGCAGCAGGAAUCUGUACUGUAAAAGAAAUAAUAAAUCUUUCCACGUGGGACAUACAAAAAUUAACAAAUAUGAAAGAAGAAGACAUAGGCAUUCUCAAAAAUUUAGUCGCUAAGUAUUUUUGUCCUGAAAUUGUAACAGCUGAAAAAUUAGAGAAAGAAAGGCACAUUAAAACAGGAUGCGCAGGCUUCGAUGAUAUAUUAAAUGGUGGAUUUCGAGUUGGCACACUGAGUGAAAUAUAUGGUGAAAGUGGUGCAGGCAAAACACAACUAGUAUUGCAAAUAGCAGCACAAUGUGGAAAAGAUGGAUCUAUAUACAUUUGCACUGAAGACGCAUUUCCAGUAAAACGUUUUAAUCAACUACUAGAACAUCACAUUCAUCAGACAUCUUAUAGCGAACAUCGAGAGAAAAUAUUUAUUGAACACAUAACAGAGAGUCAGGAUCUUUUAUCAUGUGUCCGCGUACGAUUACCAAAAUUACUAGAACAAAAAAAAGUUUCAGUCAUAAUCGUUGAUUCUAUAGCAGCACCUUUUCGAGUUGAUGUUACCAAUUAUGUUCACCGAGCAGAGGAGUUAAGAGAACUAGGUAUAUUAUUGAUAAAUAUCGCACAAAAAUAUGGUCUAGCAGUCAUUGUCAUCAAUCAAGUUACAUCUUCUUUUGACGAAUUCGAUAAUGUCUUACCCUCUUUAGGGCUUGCAUGGUCAAACAUAGUAACGUACAGGUGCAUGUUAAAACGAAAGGGGUUAGAGGUAAACACAAAUAAUUUUAAUAAUGUAAAUGUUCGUGAAUUGAUUGUUGUAUUUGGUCCUGAUUUACAGAAUAAAAAUUGUAAAUUUAUUAUUGAUUCUAGCGGCAUUAAAACUAUAUAAUAUAUUAAA
Messenger RNA from Pieris napi, 1559 nucleotides. Its product is annotated as DNA repair protein XRCC3. Lineage: Eukaryota; Metazoa; Arthropoda; Insecta; Lepidoptera; Pieridae. Gene Ontology annotation, molecular function: ATP hydrolysis activity; ATP binding; ATP-dependent DNA damage sensor activity. Gene Ontology annotation, biological process: t-circle formation; resolution of mitotic recombination intermediates; telomere maintenance via recombination. The record is from RefSeq and is a predicted model, not a curated record. The transcript has a single exon. Bases 633 to 1550 code for a protein of 305 amino acids. Gene Ontology annotation, cellular component: Rad51C-XRCC3 complex; replication fork.